UCUGCAACUGCAAGUAGCAGUGAACCCAACAUGGCUCCUCAGUUUAGGAACAAACAUAUAGUACAAAUUCUACUAGUGUUAUUUUCACUCUUCAGCUCUUCCCUUGCUGAAAUCAUUUUUGAAGAGCGUUUUGAAGAUGGGUGGCAGAGUAGGUGGGUGAAGUCAGAUUGGAAAAGGAGUGAAGGGAAAGCAGGCUCUUUUAAGCACACUGCAGGGAAGUGGUCCGGUGAUCCUGAUGAUAAAGGCAUUCAGACAUCUACUGAUGCUAGGCAUUUUGCCAUAUCUGCUAAGAUACCAGAAUUCAGCAACAAAAAUAGAACAUUGGUCCUCCAAUAUUCCAUAAGAUUUGAACAGGACAUAGAAUGUGGUGGGGGUUAUAUCAAGCUUCUAUCUGGAUUUGUUAACCAAAAGAAAUUUGGUGGUGACACACCUUACAGUUUGAUGUUUGGACCUGAUAUAUGUGGUUCACAGACGAAGAAACUUCAUGUUAUUCUUUCCUAUCAAGGCCAAAAUUACCCCAUCAAGAAGGAUCUGCAAUGUGAAACAGACAAGUUAACCCAUUUUUAUACAUUUAUUCUUCGUCCUGAUGCAACAUAUAGUGUACUGAUUGAUGGUCGAGAAAGAGAUUCUGGAAGCAUGUACACAGACUGGGAUAUCCUUCCUCCUCGCAAGAUUAAAGCUGUGAAUGCCAAAAAGCCUGAAGACUGGGAUGAUCGAGAAUAUAUAGAUGAUCCAAAUGAAGUCAAACCUGAGGGUUAUGAUUCUAUUCCACGAGAAAUACCAGAUCCAAAAGCAAAAAAGCCCUAUGAUUGGGAUGAAGAAGAGGAUGGAAUAUGGAAACCACCA
Molecule: messenger RNA, 846 nt
Organism: Olea europaea var. sylvestris
Lineage: Eukaryota; Viridiplantae; Streptophyta; Magnoliopsida; Lamiales; Oleaceae
Product: calreticulin-3-like
Exons: 7
Biological process (GO): protein folding
Cellular component (GO): endoplasmic reticulum; endoplasmic reticulum membrane
Molecular function (GO): calcium ion binding
Source: RefSeq, a predicted model, not a curated record